GCCUUUCCCUCCUCCUUCUUCUUCUUCUUUAAAUAGUUGGAAUAAUGACAAGGACCGAAGAUACACCUAAAGGGUCUAUGCUUCAGGUUGAUUCACCUGAGCCGACCUUACUUAAAGUGGAAACAUUUGAUCCUGGACGAGAUUAUCAAACUCAGUCGUGGAAAAAUGGCCUUGGGAAAACUUCAGAAAUAUCCAUCUAUCCUUCCGGCAGAGACUACAGACAAGACGCUUUUUUCUGGAGACUAUCCGAAAACGAAAUAGAUGCAGAUUUCAACUUUCCCAUAUUGUUGGGUUAUGAAUGUACAAAUAUUAUUUUACCAAACACGAACUCUCGUAAAUCCACAAUACAUCUAAACCAUCGCGGUGAAGAAGCCUCAACAACCAUCAAGCCCUUAUUCCCUUAUUCUUGGAACUCUGAAUGGGUUACCACCUGUAAGGUUACCAAUGCUCCUGUUACAAGUCUUCAAUUCCUAAUCAAACGUGAUCUGGGAGUGGCCCAAUUUUCAAUUGACAAAGUUUCCAGUGAAAGUGCUAAACUUAUUCUUGGUGCCUUUGCACUUGUUUAUAUUGUCGAAGGUAACGUACGUAUCAGUUUAGAUGAGAAUAACCCGCAGAGCUACAAUGGUGUCCUGACUGCUGGCCAAACCUUAUAUGUUGAACGAGAUGAAGAUGCUAGUCCUACAACCAUGUUGAUACAAGCCUCGGAUCCGACAGGAACUGUUGGUAAACGAGAUAUUGAGGAUGCAACCAUUGUGACUAUACAGAUCACCGAGGUUAAACCAAAAGGCGCCCCUUCCAUCACUCUAUCUGAUUAUUUUGCGUUACAAACAGCCCCGUUUUCAACGGCAAAUACACCUUCUGUUGCAACGCCGGGAGGUCUUGUCACAACUCACAUUGAAGACGAAUCAAGCCGUCGUCGGGAGCCUAGACGUAAGGGGUCACUUGUUGCAUACGAUGACAAUCUUCCUCAGCACCACGAAAAAACAGAGCCUCGUGAAAAAAUUGAAUCAACCACCAAUCAAAUUUACGAACCUCCAACAUUUGAUUUUUUGAAUCUGGAUACAGACGUCCCUCCGCCAGUGGUGCGUGAUCGUUUAGUGGUUGAGGAUUUCCCGAGACAUAGCAUAAGUACAGCAUGGAUAAAGAUGGUCAAACAAGGCUUAAGCGAGUGGCUAAGAAUGCCUGUAAUUGUAUGUCGAGGAACUGAAGACGGGCCAGUCGUUGGUAUUACGGCCGCAGUUCACGGCAACGAGUUGAACGGAGUCCCUUGUAUUCAUAGAGUCGUAUCUCAAAUAGAUGUAAACAAACUACACGGAACGGUGGUUGCGGUUCCUUGUGUCAAUGUUUCAGGUUAUCUCAAAUUUAUGAGAGAAUUUGCUGAUGGCAGAGACCUAAAUAGAUAUUUUCCUGGUCGAGAAGAUGGGUUUGCAUCACAGGUCUAUUGCUAUCAGUUGAUGAAUAAAGUGAUUUCACAGUUCAACUAUCUGAUUGAUUUACAUACAGCAAGUUUUGGAAGGGUCAAUUCUUAUUAUGUUCGAGCAGAUAUGAAUGACCCAGUUUCGGCCACAAUGGCUCGUUUACAACAACCUCAAAUUGUCUUACAUAAUUCGGGCCAAGACGGUACUCUUCGCUCUGCUGCUUCUGCAAGGGGUAUUCGAGCUAUUACAGUUGAAAUUGGCAAUCCUCAGCUAUUCCAAAGCCAAUAUGUUCAAUGGUCUUAUAUCGGCGUUAUGCGUAUUUUGGAACAUUUAGAAAUGUAUACGUUGGAUACAUCCGGCGAACUCGGAGGACCUCCUAGUACAAUUCUCUGCUCCAAGGGUUUCUGGAUUUACACCAAAACCGGCGGCGUUCUAGAGGUUUAUCCUGGUGUCAAUACAAUAAUCAAAAAAGGUGAUCUGAUCGCUCGUAUUAAGAAUAUUUUCGGCAACGUAGUGGAUGAGUACUAUGCUCCUUGCAGUGGCAUUGUAAUUGGUCAAAGCUCAAAUCCUGUAGCUAUGUCAGGCGAUAGAAUUGUACACUUGGGUGUAAUUAAAAAGAAGAGUGAGAGCCUACCAAAAGAGGCAAAGGAGAAUUAUUAG
Messenger RNA from Mucor mucedo, 2078 nucleotides. RefSeq lists its product as uncharacterized. The transcript is spliced from 9 exons. Lineage: Eukaryota; Fungi; Mucoromycota; Mucoromycetes; Mucorales; Mucoraceae. Gene Ontology annotation, molecular function: hydrolase activity, acting on ester bonds. The coding region runs from base 45 to 2078 and encodes 677 amino acids. The record is from RefSeq and is a predicted model, not a curated record.